GGCAGUGCAGGAGUCCGAUUUGCCCACACAGACAUUAGGGUACCAGACUUCUCAGACUACAGGCGCCCAGAGGUGCUCGACCCCAACAAGUCCUCCCAGGAGAGCAGUGAAUCCAGAAGAACCUUCUCGUACCUGGUCACUGGUGCCACAACCGUGGUGGGCGUCUACGCUGCCAAGACGGUGGUCACUCAGUUUGUUUCUUCCAUGAGCGCCUCAGCUGACGUCCUGGCCUUGUCCAAGAUUGAAAUCAAGCUGGCUGACAUCCCUGAAGGCAAGAACAUGACUUUUAAGUGGAGAGGUAAACCGCUGUUUGUCCGUCACCGCACAGAGAAGGAGAUCGCCGCAGAGGCCGAAGUGAACCUGGCAGAGCUGCGUGACCCUGAGCACGACAAGGACCGGGUCAUCAACCCCAGCUGGGUCAUCGUCCUUGGGGUGUGCACGCAUCUGGGCUGUGUGCCCAUCGCCAACGCAGGUGACUUCGGAGGUUACUACUGCCCCUGCCACGGCUCACACUACGACGCCUCAGGCCGCAUUAGAAAAGGCCCCGCCCCCCUCAAUCUGGAGGUUCCCUAUUACGAGUUUCAAGAUGAUGACACUGUGGUUGUUGGAUAAAUAACACUCCUCUGACUGAGCUCUCAUUUUACAGGGUGACAGAUGCGUGGUGUUGUCGUCGAUACAGUGAGGAAGUGUUUAGGUAUAAUUCUGUAUUCAUAUUCUGCCAACUGGGGAAAAACUAUCAAUUUCAACUGGUAUAUAUGGAAAUGUUUUGUUCUCGGCAGUCUCUCACUCACUGUCACAAUUUUCCAAAACAUGACAGCAAAUCUGUCAAUAUUGGUAGUCCUCUUUACCUGUUGUAUUUCAAGUAAUGCAGUCACUGAACAGAAUGAAAGCAAGCAGGAGCUGUCAUUUCCUUUUAACUAAGUCAGUUUGAAAAUGGCGUUGAAGUUAAAUAGGUGAACCCUCUUAAGAUGUCAUCCUUUCGAUGUGAACAUAACAUAACGCCUGCUUAUGUUUAAGUUAUAGUCUCUCAUUGGCAAAGAACCAACAUUGUGUUCAGUUCUAGUAAUAAAGAUUUAUAUUUUAUCUGACAA
Messenger RNA from Morone saxatilis (striped sea-bass), 1091 nucleotides. It is a transcript of the gene uqcrfs1, whose product is annotated as cytochrome b-c1 complex subunit Rieske, mitochondrial. The record is from RefSeq and is a predicted model, not a curated record. Gene Ontology annotation, biological process: mitochondrial electron transport, ubiquinol to cytochrome c. Lineage: Eukaryota; Metazoa; Chordata; Actinopteri; Moronidae. Gene Ontology annotation, cellular component: membrane. Gene Ontology annotation, molecular function: 2 iron, 2 sulfur cluster binding; quinol-cytochrome-c reductase activity.